Molecule: messenger RNA, 3999 nt
Organism: Eptesicus fuscus (big brown bat)
Lineage: Eukaryota; Metazoa; Chordata; Mammalia; Chiroptera; Vespertilionidae
Gene: JAG2
Product: jagged canonical Notch ligand 2
Exons: 26
Coding region: 137-3856 (1239 amino acids)
Biological process (GO): heterophilic cell-cell adhesion; multicellular organism development; establishment or maintenance of epithelial cell apical/basal polarity
Cellular component (GO): protein-containing complex; plasma membrane
Molecular function (GO): calcium ion binding; Notch binding
Source: RefSeq, a predicted model, not a curated record
GGCGCCGCCUCGACUCCGCCCGCCGCCGCCGCCGCCGCCGCCGCCGCUGCCGCUCGGAGGGCGCGCGGGCGCUGGGAGGCCGAGCUGGGCCGGACGCGCAGGGGUGGCGGCGGCGGCGCGCGGGGUCGAGGCGGCGAUGCGGGAGCGGGGCCGGGGGCGCCUGCCCCGGAGGCUGCUGCUGCUGCUGGCGCUCUGCGUGCAGGCGGCGCGGCCCAUGGGCUAUUUCGAGCUGCGGGUGAGCGCGCUGCGGAACGCGAACGGGGAGCUGCUGAGCGGCGCCUGCUGUGACGGCGACGGCCGCGGCCGGACCGCGCGCGCGGGGGGCUGCGGCCACGACGAGUGCGACACGUACGUGCGCGUGUGCCUCAAGGAGUACCAGGCCAAGGUGACGCCCACGGGGCCCUGCAGCUACGGCCACGGAGCCACGCCCGUGCUGGGAGGCAACUCCUUCUACCUGCCGCCGCCGGGCGCCACGGGGGACAGGGUGCGUGCGCGAGCGCGGGCUGGCGGCGACCAGGACCCGGCCCUCGUCGUCAUCCCCUUCCAGUUCGCCUGGCCGCGCUCCUUCACCCUCAUCGUGGAGGCCUGGGACUGGGACAACCAGACCACCCCGGAUGAGGAGCUGCUGAUCGAGCGGGUGUCGCACGCGGGCAUGGUGAACCCCGAGGACCGCUGGAAGAGCCUGCGCUUCAGCGGGCACGUGGCGCAGCUGGAGCUGCAGGUGCGCGUGCGCUGCGCCGAGAACUACUACAGCCCCACCUGCAACAAGUUCUGCCGGCCCCGCCACGACUUCUUCGGCCACCACACCUGCGACCAGUACGGCAACAAGGCCUGCAUGGACGGCUGGAUGGGCCCCGAGUGCAAGGAAGCCGUGUGUAAACAAGGCUGCAACCUGCUCCACGGCGGCUGCUCCGUGCCCGGCGAGUGCAGGUGCCACUACGGCUGGCAGGGGCGCUUCUGCGACGAGUGCGUGCCGUACCCCGGCUGCGUGCACGGCAGCUGCGUGGAGCCCUGGCAGUGCAACUGCGAGACCAACUGGGGCGGCCUGCUCUGCAACAAAGACCUGAACUACUGCGGCAGCCACCACCCCUGCACCAACGGGGGCACGUGCAUCAACGCGGAGCCGGACCAGUACCACUGCGUCUGCCCCGCCGGCUACGCGGGCAAGAACUGCGAGCGGGCCGAGCACGCCUGCGCCUCCAACCCCUGCGCCAACGGGGGCUCCUGCCACGAGGUGCCCUCCGGCUUCGAGUGCCACUGCCCGUCCGGCUGGAGCGGACCCACCUGCGCGCUGGACAUCGACGAGUGUGCCUCCAACCCGUGCGCGGCGGGCGGCACCUGCGUGGACCAGGUGGACGGCUUCGAGUGCCUGUGCCCCCAGCAGUGGGUGGGCGCCACCUGCCGGCUGGACGCCAAUGAGUGUGAAGGGAAGCCGUGCCUUAACGCUUUUUCUUGCAAAAACCUGAUUGGUGGCUAUUACUGUGAUUGCAUCCCGGGCUGGAAGGGGAUCGACUGCCAUAUCAACAUCAACGACUGUCGAGGGCAGUGUCAGCACGGAGCCACCUGCAAGGACCUGGUGAACGGCUACCAGUGCGUGUGCCCACGGGGCUUCGGGGGCCGGCACUGCGAGCUCGCGCUGGACGAGUGCGCCAGCAGCCCCUGCCGCAGCGGCUUCUGCGAGGACCUGCUGGACGGCUUCCGCUGCCACUGCCCCCCCGGCGUCUCGGGGCUGCUGUGCGAGGUGGAUAUCGACUUGUGUGACCCGAGCCCCUGCCAGAACGGCGCCCGCUGCUACAACCUGGAGGGCGACUACUACUGCGCGUGCCCUGACGACGUGGGUGGCAAGAACUGCUCUGUGCCCAGGGAGCCUUGCCCUAACGGGGCCUGCAGAGUGAUUGACAGCUGCGGGUUCGAGGCAGGAGUGGCCGGCGGGGCCCCGUCCAGCGUGUGCGGCCCCCACGGGCACUGUGUCAGCCACCCCGGGGGCAACUUCUCCUGCGUCUGUGACAGCGGCUUCACGGGCGCCUACUGCCAUGAGAACAUCGACGACUGCCUGAGCCAGCCGUGCCGCAACGGGGGCACGUGCAUCGACGAGGUGGCCGCCUUCCGCUGCUUCUGCCCCAGCGGCUGGGAGGGCGAGCUCUGCGACACCAAUCCCAACGACUGCCUCCCCGAUCCCUGCCACAGCCGCGGCCGCUGCCACGACCUGGUCAACGACUUCUACUGCGCGUGCGACGACGGCUGGAAGGGCAAGACCUGCCACUCGCGCGAGUUCCAGUGCGACGCCUACACCUGCAGCAACGGCGGCACCUGCUACGACAGCGGCGACACCUUCCGCUGCGCCUGCCCGCCCGGCUGGAAGGGCAGCACCUGCAACCUCGCCAGGAACAACAGCUGCCUGCCCAACCCCUGCCUCAACGGGGGCACCUGCGUGGGCAGCGGCGACUCCUUCUCCUGCAUCUGCCGAGACGGCUGGGAGGGCCGCACCUGCACCCACAACACCAACGAUUGCAACCCUCUGCCCUGCUACAACGGCGGCGUCUGCGUCGAUGGCGUCAACUGGUUCCGCUGCGAGUGCGCUCCCGGCUUCGCGGGCCCCGACUGCCGCAUCAACAUCGACGAGUGCCAGUCCUCGCCCUGCGCCUACGGGGCCACGUGUGUGGACGAGAUCAACGGCUACCGCUGCAGCUGCCCGCCGGGCCGCGCUGGCCCGCGGUGCCAGGAGGUGAUCGUGUUCGGCAGGUCCUGCUGGUCGCAGGGGGUGCCCUUCCCUCACGGGGGCUCCUGGGUGGAGGACUGCAACAGCUGCCGCUGCCUGGACGGCCGCCGGGAUUGCAGCAAGGUGUGGUGUGGACGGAAGCCUUGCCUGCUGGCCAGCCGGCCCGACACGCUGAGCGCCCAGUGCCCUCCGGGCCAGCAGUGCGGGGAGAAGGCCCCGGGGCAGUGCCUGCAGCCGCCCUGCGCGGCCUGGGGGGAGUGUGGCCCCGAGGAGCCCCUGCUGCCCGGCACCCCCUGCGUGCCGCGCUCCGGCCACCUGGACAACAACUGCGCCCGCCUCACGCUGCACUUCGACCGCGACCAGGUGCCCCCGGGUACCACGGUGGGCGCCAUCUGCUCGGGGAUCCGCGCCCUGCCGGCCACGCGGGCGGUGGCCCGGGACCGCCUCCUCGUGCUGCUGUGUGACCGUCCGUCCGCGGAGGCCAGCGCCGUGGAGGUGGCCAUGUCCUUCAGCCCCGCCUGGGACCUGCCUGACAGCAGCCUGAUCCAGAGCACGGCCCACGCCAUCGUGGCCGCCAUCACGCAGCGCGGGAACAGCUCGCUGCUGCUGGCCGUCACCGAGGUCAAGGUGGAGACGGUGGUCAUGGGCGGCUCCUCCACAGGGGUGCUGGUGCCCGCGCUGUGCGGCGUGUUCAGCGUGCUGUGUCUGGCCUGCGUGGCCGUCUGCAUGUGGUGGACCCGCAAGCGAAGGAAAGAGCGGGAGCGGAGCCGGCUGCCGCGGGAGGAGAGCGCCAACAACCAGUGGGCCCCGCUCAACCCCAUCCGCAACCCCAUCGAGCGGCCGGGCGGCCACAAGGACGUGCUGUACCAGUGCAAGAACUUCACGCCGCCGCCGCGCCGGGCGGCCGAGGCGCUGCCGGGGCCCGCGGGCCGGGGCGGCGGCGGGGAGGACGAGGACGACGAGGAGCCGGGCCGCAGCGAGGAGGACUCCCCGGAGGCGGAGAAGUUCCUCUCCCACAAACUCACCAAAGAGCCCGGGGGCUCGCCCGGGAGGCCGGCCUGCUGGGCCCCGGGCCCCAAAGUGGACAACCGGGCGGUCAGGAGCAUGAACGAGGCCCGCCGAGCCGGCCAGGACUAGGCCGGCCGCCGCGGGCCGGGACCGGGACCCCGCCCCGUGCGGGGCGCCACCCUACUGCCGACCAGGAGGCUGAGGCUGUGUGCAUAGUUUCUUUAUUUUGUGUAAAAAAACACCAAAAACCAAAAACAAAUGUUUAUUUUCUA